Messenger RNA from Abrus precatorius (Indian licorice), 943 nucleotides. RefSeq names its product putative low molecular weight protein-tyrosine-phosphatase slr0328. Lineage: Eukaryota; Viridiplantae; Streptophyta; Magnoliopsida; Fabales; Fabaceae. Gene Ontology annotation, molecular function: protein tyrosine phosphatase activity. The transcript is spliced from 6 exons. The record is from RefSeq and is a predicted model, not a curated record. Gene Ontology annotation, biological process: protein dephosphorylation. The coding region runs from base 1 to 756 and encodes 251 amino acids.
AUGUGGGUUUGGGCCACGACAGUGCACAGUGAAGGAAUAAUGAACGUGAUUAAUUUACGACUUUGCCACUGUUCCCAUUUCGUCCUCUCACCAAAACCAAACCCAAAGGCCUCGUUCUUCGUUCCUUCAUCGCUAACUCUGAGAAACCGAACAACCCCUUCUUCCAUUUCCUGCAAAAAACGUUUUUUUUCUCCGAUUCGAGCGUCUAUGGCUUCUUCCACUGCCACACACACGGAAACGAAGCCAUUUUCCGUGCUCUUCGUGUGUCUGGGCAACAUUUGCAGGAGCCCAGCUGCUGAAGGAGUCUUCACAGACUUAGUCAACAAAAGGGGUCUCAAUUCCAACUUCAAAAUCGAUUCUGCUGGCACCAUUAAUUACCACGAGGGAAAUGAAGCAGACCCAAGAAUGAGGGCAGCCUCAAAGAGGCGUGGGAUUCAGAUAACUUCUAUUUCAAGGCCAAUCACGCCUUCUGAUUUCGUUGACUUUGAUCUCAUUCUUGCUAUGGACAAAAAAAACAGAGUGGACAUAUUGGAGGCCUUCAAUAGAUGGAAAGGUAGACAUACCUUGCCAGAUGAUGCACAUAAAAAGGUUAAAUUGAUGUGUUCGUAUUGUAAGAAGCAUGAUGAAACUGAAGUCCCAGAUCCUUAUUACGGUGGACCACAGGGGUUUGAGAAGGUGUUGGAUUUGCUUGAAGAUGCUUGCGAAUCAUUGUUGGAAAACAUUUUGGCAGAAAAUAAACAUUUACGAGGAUCUUAAUACCUUUUUUUAAGGCAUUAUUUGUUCCGUAGAUGUCAAAGUACCUUGCUUCUGUGGUUCGACAUCCUAAAUCCACAAUUUGAAUAUAUUGGAAACUUCUUUUGCCAAACUUGUCCAACGGACUAUCUUGUAGUAAACAUUGAAAAUUUAUUUGUCCAAUGGAUUAUCCUAAAUCCACUCUCGUUGU